Molecule: messenger RNA, 1919 nt
Organism: Myripristis murdjan (pinecone soldierfish)
Lineage: Eukaryota; Metazoa; Chordata; Actinopteri; Holocentriformes; Holocentridae
Gene: rec8b
Product: REC8 meiotic recombination protein b
Exons: 15
Coding region: 27-1496 (489 amino acids)
Biological process (GO): double-strand break repair; meiotic sister chromatid cohesion
Cellular component (GO): meiotic cohesin complex
Molecular function (GO): chromatin binding
Source: RefSeq, a predicted model, not a curated record
GACGCCUGCUGCGCUCUCAGAAACACAUGCACAUUGACAUGGCUGAGCCUGACAGGCUGAUGUUGGAUGUACCUGACAGCCUGUUCAUGAUGGAGGAGGCUGAGGGAGCCCAGGACCCCUUCUUCGGUCUCAUGGAAAUAGCCCAGCUACCCAGCCCCUAUAAAGUUCACCAGCCAGUGAUGGUGAUGGAAGAGGCAGCUUCACAGCACACGCUGCUGCCCGGCUCUCAGACCUCGUCUGACAAGGAGGGUUUCAGGUCCCCUCCGGCUGCCAUCACCCUGAGAGAGAAGGAGCAGUUCGUCAUCACCACUGCUGAGCAUUUUGAGGGACCAGACAUUCCUGAAGCCACGGCUCAAGAUAUUGACAUGCUGAUGGACCAACAGGACCAGUUCUAUGGAGAUGUGCAGGAGAGGGAGAGACAGAGGCAGGCAGAGGAGAAAGAGGGCGCCUGGGAGUUUGAAGGAGCCGUGACCUCAGUUGACCUGCUGAAAGAGGCAGCACCGGGUCCAGACAGGGACAGCGUGUGGCUGCUCGACGAGGAGACGGGUCAGCCUGUGGAGGUUCCCCUGGCAACUGUUCCCGUGGAGAUGACCCCCCCACUGGUUGCCAUGCCCACCCCACCGCCCAAGUCCUCUGGAAAAGACGGCGAGUCAGAGAGAGCGACAGAGAGUUCCUGUAGAGAGGUGGCUGUUGGUCCACACAGGAGGCCCGGUGGACGUCGCAGGCGUCAGCUCGUCUUCGCAGAUCCACAGGUCCAGAUUUCUGACAAGGACCUGAAGGAGCAGAUUGGAAACCUGCGGGCUGAGACACUGAGCCUGCCUGAGAUGUUGUUGGAUUUGCCCCCACUGACCAAGUGCAAGACUCCUGCUCAGCUCUUCAGCGCCCCCACUGCCUCGCUCCUCCACCCUGACCUCCAGUUGCUAUGGAAACAGUGUGCCCAAAUCGCCGUCUUCCCUCGACAUGGGGAACAACACAGAGGAGGGGAGGAAGAUGAGGAGGAGGAGGAGGAGAGAGGGGAAUCUGAGCAGGACAGAGAAAUACUGAGGACAGAGAGAAAGAGGAGGCUAUCCAGCAUGAUCCCCAGGGACUCAGUCGACCCGGGACUGUAUCCCACAGAGGCCUCAUCUGUCUCAGAUGUGAUCCUGGAUAUGUCCAAAGAGGACAAAUCCAAUAGUGACCUGAUCACUCCCAUUGGCAGAUGCUCUCCACAGGAGGAGGUCCAGGUGCCGAUGGAGCCCAUAUUGGAGGAAAACAUUGAGAUGCCUGAGGCUCAGAGUGACUCUGUCUUUCUCUGCAGUUUGAUCUCCUCCAGCCACCAGAGGGUUGGGGAAGUCACGUUUGACUCUCUGCUGCCCCCAGAGGCCGACAGCACCACUGCAGCCCACACAUUUUACUGUCUGUUGGAGCUGCUGUCUGCCCAACAGCUGACCGCCCGGCAGACCGAGCCCUACACUGCCAUCACCGUCCUGCCUGGAGCGCUCACCGGGGCUGCCUGAGGAUCUCACACACACAUACACACACACACACACACACACACUUACAUCACAGUAAAGUCAUAUCUUCAUUGUCGUCAAGUUCAUAGCUCUCACUUUUUACUGUUGGACACUGAUCCAGUUUUUAUUCAAAAUGUUGAUCCUGUGAUGUUUUAUCAACAACAUGAGAUCAUAUUUCAAAUUUUUAGAACACACUUCAUUAUAAAAAGAUGAUGACAGAUUAAAUGUUUUUUUAUCCAUGUGAAAUUACUGUGAAAUUUUUAUACGGCUGUAUUUUGCUUGUAUCCAGUGUUUUUAAACAAUAUUUUUAAAAACUUUCUAAUUUAUUCAUAUUAAUAUAUACUCAUAUUAUUACUGUUGCAUUAUUUCACAUGCUGUUAUUGAUGUUUUUGUCAAAGAUGCAGGGUUUUGUACAUUUUGUACCUU